Molecule: messenger RNA, 2002 nt
Organism: Bactrocera oleae (olive fruit fly)
Lineage: Eukaryota; Metazoa; Arthropoda; Insecta; Diptera; Tephritidae
Gene: Atac1
Product: Ada2a-containing complex component 1
Source: RefSeq, a predicted model, not a curated record
UGAAUGGGCCUACGUGUGGUGCUACCAGAGUUACGAUAUUAGAAUACGAUCUACAAUGGUCAAUUAUUGCACAGUAUUUGUAUACAGCUGAUUCGUUGUUAACGCUCUGGCGCCCUGAAGUUAUAAAAAUGAACGAGAGUGAUAGUUGUGAAGAGGAUAAUACGUUCUAUUUUGAAAGUGAUCAUCUAGCUUUACGUGGUAAUGCGGAUUACACAAAUAUGCUGCGCACUAUAGCCGUACUAGAGGUGCAAAGAAUGCGUGUGCAUAAACAGUUAGAGGAAUUAGAGUUGGCAAAACAGCGUUAUUUAAAUGACCCAGAGUUACUGCUGCAAAAACUGCGAAAUAAUGAGGAAAUUAUAGCGCCCAACUAUAUGACUAUUGAAAAGUUGCCAGAAAUCACUACCAAUUUGGACUUGCUACCGCCUGUGGACAUCAACAUUAAAGAAGAACCUGAUUCUGAUACAAAACCGGCAACAGUGCGUGGACGCGUUGUAGACGAGUCUAAGCCCGAGACAUUUAAUCAGUUGUGGUCGUGCGAAGAGCAACGUCGACUCGAAGAGUUGCUUAUCGAAUAUCCCGCUGAAGCGAUCGAAAGUCGUCGUUAUGUAAAAAUUGCCAAAGCUUUGGGUAAUCGUACACCACAACAAGUGUGUAGUCGUGUGCAGAAAUAUUUUCAAAAAUUACACGAUGCUGGUUUACCCAUACCGGGACGUCGGCCAAAAAAUCGGCGCGGUGGACAAUCGAAAGCGAAGCACUUCUUUCGCCCGACUACUUUCUUCCCAGCCUUUAACGUGCCUGUACACAUGCCAGACGAUGACUUCUUAAUGGGUGAUUUACAAACGUCGAGUUCGUCAUUGCCAACAGAUACUCGUAAGGUUUCAACGGAAACGCUACUGAAAGAUGCGAUUGCGAACGGUAUUGAGGUGCAAAACGAUGACGAUCGUGAACGUGUGAUAAAAAUUUUGACAAUUAUUAAGGAUGAGAAAUUGAAAACACCUGAAGGAUAUAAUCCAGAUCCACUAGCUGCCAUGUGUGAAACAUGUUGUGUAAGCGCCAUUUCACGUUUACAUUGGCGUUGCAAUACUUGUUAUAGAUAUUUGAAUCAAUGUUCUGAUUGUAUUGUGACCCAAUUAUUGGCACACAACUUCGAACAUCUAUCACACGAUGUAGUGACCGAGAGUGAUUUGUAGCAACCGCAUAAUUGAGCUAACUGCUCGUACGCCCGAGUUUAAUGUUUAAACAAUAAUCAUUUUCAACGAAAUGUUUUUUUUUUUUUUAAUACAUAUUUUAAACGGCUUCGACUGCAAUUGUAAUCGUUAUUGAAAGUCGGUUCUAAGUUCACUAAACGAUACAACAAUAUUAAGAUUAGUCAAUAAACUAAUUUGAAGAAUAACAUAGCUACUUUUAAGUAUUUCUACAGACACCAAAUGUGCUAAGGUGAGGCUUUAAUACCAUUAUUUUUCAUUUAAAUAAAAUUUAUUUAAUUAGUGUCAGAUUUUACAUCACCGCCAUCAUCAAAUCGAACUAUAGUUUAUUUCCUUAUUUAUUUAUAGCUUUAAAAGCCACAUGCAAUUCAAAGUAUCAACAGUUUUCUUCAAUCCAAUCAAGUAUAAAUCAAGCUAUUCAAAUAUACUCAUACAAAUUUUAAUUCAUCAGUUCAUUUCAAGAUAUAUACCAAUUUAUUUUAAUCACAACUAUUAAUUAAGAUUGGUAAGUUUAAUUUACUAUUUAAUUGUUAGCAAAGCUGUGGUAAUAAGUUGGGGUUAUGUUGCCUCUUUUUUUUUUAGCAGUAGAUCCGCUAAAAUCGGUAGCCUUUAAAUUUUGUUUAUUCUGUUUUUCUUUACUUUGCCGACUGCUUACUACUCGGCGUCGUAUAAAUGUAGUAAUAUAUAUAUUCGUAGUGUCUGAAUAUUAUUAACUAAUUUUUGUAAGGCCUUUUUGGCAGUAAUCAAUUUGUAAAUUAUAUAACUAUUUCCUCAAAUACAUCAUUUUCAAAUGUAAA